Molecule: messenger RNA, 939 nt
Organism: Debaryomyces tyrocola
Lineage: Eukaryota; Fungi; Ascomycota; Pichiomycetes; Serinales; Debaryomycetaceae
Source: the annotation of a GenBank genome assembly
AUGUCAGUUGAUACCAAUAAUGGGUAUAACACAUCUAAUGAACCACAAUUUAAAAAAAGGAAGCAAUUCAUAGUUCCAAAAAGUACUAAUCCAAUUGGUGAUGAAGGUGUCUCUGAAUGCUUUCAAAAAUUUACAACAUCCUUAUAUGUAUCGUUAGCACCAUGUCAUAUAUCUAACCCCAUUAACGGUGUUAAAUCACAACAUUUAGAUCCUUUGAUCAUGUCAUACUUUCCAAAAGCUAAAGGAGUUUGUUUAGCAUAUUCGAAUAUCAAAAUAUCUGAUGACAAUGUUACAAAAGAUACAGAUGACAAUACCAUCACUGUGGCUAAGGUAACAGAUUCGUCUCCAUUCACCUUCUUAUGGGUAUCAGUAGACUUUUUAAUAUGGAGACCUCAAGUUGGAGAUACGUUGGAAGGAUAUAUUUACAUGCAAACUGCAUCGCAUAUAGGUUUGUUAGUCCACGAUACAUUCAACGCUUCAAUUAAAAAAUUUAACAUCCCAGUUGAUUGGAAUUUUAUACCAAGUCAAGAAGAUGAAUAUUCCGAAGAAGCCAAUGAUUCUAAUAAAUUUAAAUCAUUUGGAUAUUGGGCUGAUGAAAAUAACGUUAAGAUUGAAGGUAAAUUGAAAUUUACUAUUAAAUCAAUUCAUACUACGGGCAAAGUGGUUUCAUUAGAUGGUACUUUGAUAAAACCAGGCUCAGAAAGAGACGCACAGCCUAUUUUCAGAGAACGUCGUUCAUCAUCAUCAUCGAUCACUGCAUCGCAACCUGGUAAGCACAAAAAAUUCGACGACGAGGACAUACCUACUGUUACCGAAAUUCCUGAACCAAAGGAAGAUGACUUAAGUACUUUACCUGGCUACUCUAAACAAAGUGACGAUGAAGACGAAGACAGCGCAGUCGUUAAUAAUUCGGAUUCCGAAGAAGAAGAAUCAGAUUAG